AUGUUCGCUGAGCUCGUCAAGGGUCAGCCUAGAAGUUUGGGUUCGAUCCGGUACAACUAUCAGCGCUGGAGGGCUGACUCACUGGACCGCGGACGGAAUCAGCCACUCAAGGCUUACGACAACAGCGUCAGCGUGCACAUGCCGCUGCUGCCCGGCGCCGACGACGUCCUGGUGCUGGACGUGCUGCCGCCGAUGGAGCUUCACCUGCUGCUGGGCUCUGUGAACCGGCUGGUGGAUCACCUGGAGAAGACGCUGACAGACAGCGGCUCCGGGCUUAACCUCCACCCAAGCCUCCACCAGUGGAUCAGCAGACUCAGCUUGGCGCGCUGCAGCUUCCAUGGAGGUCUAUCACUGACCUCUGACCGUGUGUCGCCGGUCCGUCUGGAGAUCACGGUGCCGGUGGCGGCCGACCAGCUGGUCCGGCUGGCCGCCGGCUCCAGCCCGGACGUCUGGAGGGCCGUGCUGGAGCAGACCCCGGACGCGGCGCGGCGCUCCCUGCUCGCUCAGCUGCGGGCCCGCCGCCGGUCGCAGUCCGGUGACCCGCACCGGGCCCGGUCACAGAGGUCACGGCACCGGCACCGGCAGAGGGCCCGGGGCGGCGGCCUGGCCGCGCGGCUCUCCUCCUAUCCGGGGAUAGCGGCCGAUACCUCCAGCCGGCGGAGCUACUCGACUCUGGAGAGGCACUCGGACGGCCGGCGACGCGUCUCCUCUGGGUCGAGCCGGCAGUCGGCGGGGUAUCGGGAGGAUACGGACGCUCCGAGCGGGGCGGCGCCGUCCCCAGGCGGACAUCACACCGGCGGGGCGCACCAGACAGCCGGUCCCGCCGACCACUGGGGGUCACCGCCAGCGACCACCUACCGACCUGGGCUUCCAGAGGUCACCACCUACCGUCCGAGGUCACCAGAGGCCACCACCUACCGCCCGAGGUUACCAGAGGCCACCACCUACCGCCCGAGGACGCCAGAGGUCACCACCUACCGACCAGAGGGGUCGGGCGGGCGGCGCGCCCGGGCCGAGUUGACCACCUUCGGGCCGGCGCGAACCGACCCUCUCGGAGUGUCCUCCGCGGGUCACGGUCCACCCCGUCCAGGGGCGGCUCCAGGUCACUCUGCAGAGCGGGAGUGGGACCGGAGCUCCGGACCCGGCCGGGGGCCGAGUCAGGACUCGGGACCCAGCUGGGACCGGGACUGGGACUCGGGACCCAGCUGGGACCGGGACUGGGACUCGGGACCCAGCUGGGACCAGAAGGACCACUACGAGGAGGGACUUGAAUGGCUGAAGGACGUGGUACCAGGUGUGCCCGGAGACGACUACCCGAUCCUGGCCGAGAUCCCCGAGACGGGGUUCACCUGCGCCGGCCGGCCGCAGGGCUACUUCUCGGACGUCUCGGCCAGGUGUCAGGUAUACCACGUGUGUCACGGGACGUUCCAAAAGAGCUCCUUCAUCUGCCCGAACGGUACCGUGUUCAGCCAGCCGCUGGCCACCUGUGACUGGUGGUUCAACACUGAGUGCUCGGACGGCCUGCCGCUGCCCAGCUCCACGUUCAGGGUGAGUCGGCAGGUGUCGCAGCACAUGUUCGAGCACGACUGGGUGGACGACUACGAGGACUCUGACGUCACCGACUCUGACGUCAUCAGCCAUGACGUCACCGACCCUGAUCGGUCCUCGGGGGCACGAGGUGGGCCCGGAGCCCUCCAUAGCACCCCACGGACGGUGCAGCACAGACCCACAGAUAGAGUGCCGGUCUCCGCCGAUCGCAGCGCCCCUAGCGGCGACCGCAGCGCUCCUAGCGGUGGCGACCGCAGCGCCUCUGGCGGCGACCGCAGUGCCCCUAGCGGCGACCGCAGCCCCCCAGCUAACGGCGUCACCUGGCGGUCUCCGUUCGCUGGCCAGCCCCUGUCCGGCUCCACAGAGGCGUACCGCCGACCUGAGCGACACCUGGUGGCCGUGGCGGCGCCUCCAGACGAGCGGCCAGGUACUGUAACUGUGGCAGGACACAAUGAGCGCGGUGAUACGCCCGUGAAACAGGAUGGAGCCGGCGCCGGAGCUGGGACCAGCACGGGAGCCGGCGCCGGCGCGCCGCCGUUCGUGGUGCGGGUCAGCUACGGCGGCGGCGGCGGCCGCACCACUAGCGAGCUCCAGUUCGGCCCGCGGGCGGCGCGCAGCUUCCUGAGCAGGGCGCAGCUGCGCGGCUGGAGUUUCCCGUCCGGCGGGAGCGGCGCUACGGAGCCGGCCCGGGGCCCUGUGACACAGACGGCGCGCGUGGCUCGGCACCUGGCUGAGGCCGGCCGGCCGCGGUCCGGCGCCGGCCGGCGGCUCCAGGCCGGUGGCGUGUCUCCGAGACCGUCCCCCGACCACCGACCCUCGCCCCCGCGCCGGUCUGUGGUCCAGCCGGCGCCGGGCGCCCCAGAGACCCGAGUCCACCCACCCACAGACGCACGCGCCGGGCCGGCGGCAGAGAGACGAGCGGGGCAGAGGGAGGAGCGGGACGGGAGCGUCCACUGGGGGACCACCAUCCCCUCCGUGACACAGGGGGAGUCCCCGCCCGAGGAGGCACCCGGACACAGACGGCGGGGCGGCCGAGAGCAGUUCCACAACUCGCCGACAGAUGUCACUAGCAGUACCACCGGCCGCAGUGAGCGGCUCGCCGACGGCCCGGCGGAUUUCGAAUACGAUGAUCUCCUCAGCAGCGCGUCGUUCCGCAGUUUUGGUUUGCGGAUUCCCGGCGGGCCGUCGCCUGAGGACCGACACCACAGGACCGUCUAGCGGACCGCCGGGCCGUUUCGGCUAAAGCUGUUUGUGGUCCGUCCAUUCCGCGAGAGCAGAAUGGCGGCCGUAAAACGUUAUUGUUGUUGCAUAAUGCAUAAGGGUACGGCCGUGUGCGAGUACUGGCCGUUGUGGGAGCACCGCUGGCGGUCGAUGUGCUCCGGUGUGGUGUCCCGGCCCUCCGCUCCAGUCAGGGGCGGCCGGGCCCUGCUCUGUAGCGCGGGACUGCCCGAAUGCCUAUAUAUUAUAUCUACCUGCCGAGACUCAUAUAACAUGGAGCUGUCUCUGUCCAUCAUCCAUAGCCUUGCGACAGUUGUUAGUGGAUGGGUAUAUUUGGUUUAUGUAAGUGAGUUUCUGGGUAGUUAUCCGCUGUUUUGGAGCACUAAAUGUACCCAAUAAACCAAGAUGAAAAUGUGGCGGUACCUGCUGGAUCACACUUGCCAGUCUGUGACAUGGCACCCGUGCAAUAAACUAUCGAAUUAA
Amphibalanus amphitrite is the source of this 3249-nucleotide messenger RNA. RefSeq lists its product as uncharacterized. Gene Ontology annotation, cellular component: extracellular region. The coding region runs from base 1 to 2766 and encodes 921 amino acids. The transcript has 7 exons. The record is from RefSeq and is a predicted model, not a curated record. Lineage: Eukaryota; Metazoa; Arthropoda; Thecostraca; Balanomorpha; Balanidae. Gene Ontology annotation, molecular function: chitin binding.